ACGUUCGUCGUCUAUAUAAGCGCUGCUCCGCUCCUCACGUCCUCCCCCCCUUUCGCACUUUUCUCCCUUCUGCGUUUCAACUUUGUACUCAUUCUGACAUUGCUUCAGCAUCUUUCUCUCUCUCUCUCCGAGUGAGAGUUCCGGUUGGUUUCUCAGUUGUUGGUAAGAAAAAAUAUGGAAUACGAGGACCAAUACCUGCGCGUUCACACACCUAAGUAUGAUUGUCUCUUUUUUGAUCUGGAUGAUACCCUGUAUCCAAUAAGCUCUGGUUUGGCUGCUUCAUGUCGCAAGAACAUUGAAGAUUAUAUGGUUGAAAAGCUUGGAAUAGAGGAAAGCAAGAUAGCCGACAUGGGAACCACAUUGUAUAAAAAGUAUGGGACGACGUUGGCAGGCCUUACGGCUAUUGGCUAUAAAAUUAACUACGAUGAAUAUCACAGAUACGUACACGGAAGGUUGCCAUAUGACAAACUCAAACCAGAUCCAGUGCUGCGAAGCUUGCUACUUAGUAUACCUGUACGGAAACUGAUAUUCACGAACGCUGAUAAGAUCCAUGCUGCCAAAGCACUGCACCGGCUUGGUUUGGAAGACUGUUUUGAAGGAAUCAUAUGCUUUGAAACACUGAAUGACGUGAAUGAUUCAAAUGAGAACGCAGAUUGUGGCUUUCAAUGCCAAAAUGAUAUUUUUGAUAUCCUUGCCGUGGAGCCCAACGCCGAGAUCCCUGCUACUCCCGUUAUGUGCAAGCCAAUGAAAGAUGCCUACGAUCAGGCCAUUAAAAUAGCCAAUGUUGAUCCUCACCGGACAAUAUUCUUUGACGACAGUGUCCGCAACAUCCAGUCUGGAAAACUUGCAGGACUUAACACAGUACUGGUUGGAAAUUCUGCUCGAGUAAAAGGUGCAGAUUUCUGCCUGGAGAACAUCCAUAACCUCAAGGAAGCACUGCCUGCUCUCUGGGAAGGCAAAGAGAAGGCAGAGAAGGUCCGCUACCCUGCUGGUGUUGCCAUAGAGACAUCAGUGACUGCUUAGUGAGUGGGAGAUCUAGAUUUUCCCCAUUGUAAAAAUGUGUGAUGCCUUCAUAGUCCAUCAUUAAUGAAUAAAAAGCUUUGUAUCUUGA
Molecule: messenger RNA, 1111 nt
Organism: Nymphaea colorata (pocket water lily)
Lineage: Eukaryota; Viridiplantae; Streptophyta; Magnoliopsida; Nymphaeales; Nymphaeaceae
Exons: 9
Coding region: 175-1023 (282 amino acids)
Source: RefSeq, a predicted model, not a curated record